Mya arenaria is the source of this 7406-nucleotide messenger RNA. Its product is annotated as N-chimaerin-like. Lineage: Eukaryota; Metazoa; Mollusca; Bivalvia; Myida; Myidae. Bases 359 to 2044 code for a protein of 561 amino acids. The transcript has 12 exons. Gene Ontology annotation, molecular function: GTPase activator activity. The record is from RefSeq and is a predicted model, not a curated record. Gene Ontology annotation, biological process: signal transduction; regulation of GTPase activity.
UCAAGGCAUGUAUACAGUGGACCAUAUUUUUAAUGGGUUUUGAUUUUGCAAAAAAGGAAAUUAUUAGAAUGUGGCUUUAAUUAUGCAAGGUUGGAUAUGUUUGUUCACCGACAGGACUGUUUAUUUGUUAUGAGCACUCAACUUUCUGUUAAAGGAUCCAACUUCUAAAAAAAGAGGAAAUUUAUAAUUAAAUAGAUGAUUGCAGAUAAUAAUUAUGGUUAGUAUAAUAAGGCAAUACAUACAAUUCAGUUGAAUGCUCAACCUCAGCCCAAACAGGAUCUGGUUUGCAUUGUUGAACUCCAACUAGAUCUGAAUAAUUUUCCUUGUGUUUACCGGGGAAAUCCCUUUACUUAAGAAAAUGGAAACUCAUUCAAGACGCAGCUUGGAUAACAAAGACUCGAGUAUAGCAAAUGAAUACGAAGUGCGAGUGCGCUCACGACAUCACAACUAUAAUACUAUCUGUGAUUCGGACCUGAUGGAUAUUACCCAAGAACCCAGGGUCAGCAUAGGUGGCAAUCAACAAGUUCGCUUUCAUAUUGUGGAAGACAAUUCGAAAAGAAGCAAUCCUGACUAUAUUUGUUUGAUUUCAGACUCGAGUGAUAACCAGCUGCCGACAUGGAAAACAUACUUAUAUCAGUUACAGAAUGAAGCCCCGAAACCAAAGCUUCUGAAAUGUACCAAAGAUCAACCGAACAGACCCACCUACUAUGGAGACGAGUACCAUGGUUUGAUAUUACGAGAAGAGGCAGAAGACAUCUUAGCCCAGGGAGGGGACGGCAGUUAUCUAGUCAGACGAAGUGACCGCGCACCUCAGGCAUUCACACUUGCCAUCAGAUUCGAUAACCAGACCAAAAACUACAAGCUCUAUUACGAUGGGCUUCAUUAUGUCGGUGAGAAACGAUUCGAGACCGUGGAACAGUUAGUGGAAGAUGGACUCAUUCAUUUUUACAUAGAAUCACGGGCAGCGGACUACAUAGCCUCGUUGUCAGACACAUCUAAUUACGCCCAGUCCCCAUAUUUGGCAUACAGUGUGAAGAAAAAGCGUCUCCAGAAAUCAAGGAAGAAUGCAGCUCAUCAUCGAGUGGACGCUAGUCAGCUGGUGACUGGUCAACAAGAACUAGUCUCUUCCACAACAAAAAAAAAUAAACGAGAAUCAACGGCAAGACGGAAAUCCAGCAGUUCUAACAGCUUAAAAAUCAUUAUUACAGAUAAGGAUUUAGAUGAAGAAGAUGGAACGGACAUGGACGUGGAUGUCUCAAUAUUUGAGAAGCCCCAUGUGUUUAAAACCCAGAACUUUAUCGGGCUCCACUGGUGUGACUUCUGUGCCAACUUCAUGUGGGGGCUCAUUGCGCAGGGCUCCAAAUGUCAAGAUUGUGGUUUUGAAGCCCACAAGAAAUGCUCAGAGAGAGUGCCAAACGACUGUAUGCCAGACAUCAAGUUUGUCAAGUCGAUAUUCGGCGCGGACCUUACAACAGUCAUAAAGGCUCUGAAGACCCCGCUACCUUUGGUUGUGGAAAGAUGUGUGAAGGAAAUUGAAUCUCGAGGUAUGGAGGCAGAGGGCCUGUACCGUGUGGCCGGCCUGCAUGAUGACGUAGAAGAAAUCAGAAUGUCCUUUGAUAGAGACUGUGAGAAAGCGGACAUUACUUCGGGAAAGUAUGAAGACAUCAAUACAAUCACUAGUGUCCUCAAGCUGUACUUCCGGUUACUACCCAUACCUCUCAUUACCUUCGAAUCAUAUCGCAAAAUCAUCCAGGGCAUGAACCAGGAAAGUAAGAAGGAUAAAGUCACGUUUUUACGAGAAGGCUUGGCCAUGCUGCCACCGGCCCACUACCAAACACUCAAGUAUCUGGUGAAUCAUCUUGUCAGGGUAUCCGAGCAUAAAGCCAAGAAUAUGAUGACGACAGAUAAUCUUGCAAUUGUGUUUGCCCCGACUCUGAUGCGGAGUCCCGAUUCCGACCCCAUGUUGAACCUCAUGUCUGUUGGAGCAGAACAAAAGGCGGUCGAAAUGCUUCUUUCCUGUAACAAAGAGUUGUUCUUGAAAUGAGGCAUAUAUUUCUUGUAUUACGAAAUUACACUUGAAAUAAGGCAUAUAUUUCUUGUAUUACACUAUUAUUUUUUACAUAUGACAUGAUUGCAGAAUUUGUGGAUUCUUUAAUAAGGAAUAUGUUAUUGAAAUACGUCUGGAAUUGUGAAUGAAACAAUGCUUUAACAUUGUAAAAUUUAUUGAUUUUACAGAAUUGUUUUUGAAUUUAAACAUUAUUAUAUAUUGUGAAAUAAUUUGAAGGUGGUGUUUUUAAAAACAUGACAUUUAGUGUCCAUUGUACUUCAGUUUAUAUGACAAUGUUCUUGAAGUCUUCAGAAGACAUGUUUGUACCAAAUAAAAGGCAUUAUGGAAUGAAGGCAUCGUAAAAUUGACUGGUUAAAGACAUUGUAUGGAAAAUGAGGUACAUCGUAAAAUUGACUGGUUAAAGACAUUGUAUGGAAAAUGAGGUAUUCAGAAUGCGCAACAUCGUUGUAAAUAUCUAUCAGCUGUUUAAUACAGGUAAAUGCAUGCAAGUAUAUAACAUGUUCAAGUGCUAUAUUAUUACAUACAUAUAAUAAAUAUUGACCUCGCAUUUCAGUCACGUAGAAUAAGUUAAGAUCCACUCAUUAUUUCAUAAUACAGCUUAUAAUAAGCCAAGCCAAAUAUAAACUGUUAUCAAAGGGAAACAACUUGAGGUAUAUUCAUGUUGACAUUAAUUUUAUUAGGUUGUUUCCCCUGUAAAACAUCAACAGAUGUCUUUAAAUAAGACAUAUGUAUUUCAUAUGAUCAAUACCAUAGCCCUGAUUGGGGUCAUCCUUAUAUAGCAUUCAAGACUGCGUUAAAACCAAUGGAGAGUUUCACUUGUGAAAUGAUUUUCCUUUACAGGCAUGCAUAUGGGCAUGGAUUCAAUGUUAAAUUAAUAUGAUUUAGUGGCCUGCGACCUUUAUAAGAUUGACACUUUUAUUUUUCUCUUUUUUAACUUGAGUUUGUUAUUUUUUAAGGUAGUAGUUUUUUGAGGCAUUCAUCGAUUAUUUUCGCUUGUUUUACAUGCAAUCAGCCAUAACCUUUUCAGAUUUAUUUCUUAGAUAUGAAUUCUGAUUUUCAUGUCAUGUUUUGUUUGAAGUUGAGAUUACUGUUUGCAAUCAUUUUGUAUCAUUCAAGUUCUGUUGGUUUGUGAAAUCCUUAAAGAAAGGGCCAGUCUUUUUAACUGACAAUUUAUCCACUUGAAAUAGCAUUUUAGUAGUAGACAAUCACAUUAGAAAUGAAACAUCACAUGUACACUAAUAUUUAAUCACCUUUACCUCAUGCACAUUGGGCUGAUUGUACAGGAUUUGUGUAAGUUAACAAUGCUGUUAAUGUCCUCAUUGUUUCCAAUUAUUACUGCUGUAAAUGUUUAAUGAAUAAGCUUUUGAUCUGCUAUUUCCCUAACACGAUUUGAAGCAGCCAUUUCAGCUGUACUUGUUUAUUUUUAAAUAUGUGAGCACAUCACCAAAUGUUUCACAUUUAAAAGUUAACAAAAAUGUUAUUAAUCAUGUUGUUAACUUUAACAAAGUUUUGAGCAAUUGGCCCAUUGAAUAUCAAGAUAAUGAGAUUUUGCUUAAUUUAUAUAUUAAACAUGUAGCUUUUAUUAGACUUUAGUGCAACAAUUCGAUGUUUGGGCUUAGUUGUCUAUGAUAUGUAUGACUAUGGAUCAUGUUGACAAUUGAAGUUUGAUCAUUUCUUAAUGUGCAAAUGAAUGAUUAUAAUAGAAAGAUAUUCAAUUAAUGAUCAGCUUUGCACUAUAAAAAUGCAAAAUGGUACAAGUUUUACAUAGGGUUGACAUACAUGUAUAUAAUACUAGUGUUUGUCCCAGAUUUAAAAACAAAACAACAACCAGUUUUCUCUAAGAUGUUUUUUUUAGCUGGUCUGUUUCAGAAAAACAACAAAGUUUAGGUUUUGUGAUAGUCGUGAUGGUGUUGGCAUAGUACACACACUUCAACCUUGGCCAUAACUCUAAACACAUAAAGAUAUUCAAAUGAAACUCAGUAAACAUGUAGCCACAGACAAUACACAUAUUUACAGCAAGACCCAUUACUCUGGCUUUUAAUUUUGAAGGGUAAUGUCCCUUGUUAGACUAAAACUCAACAGACAAGCGUUAGCCUUCAAUCUGCUUUACAAAUAUAUGUCCAAUGGAGAUCAGUUGGUCAUACUUUACCUUUUGAGGAAGUUGGAACAUAAAGGUCAACAACUUAAUUUGAUUAUAUUACAAACACUCUCAGUUAAUAGUAUAGAAGAGGUACAUAGUAUUAUAAUUUUGUUAUAGAUAAUAACGAAAUGAUUUACACUAGGCUUUAAGUGCUGUAACUUAAAAAAAGCGUGAAACAUACAUGUAAUCUGAUGUACUACCAAUACUAUAACAAGCAGAAAAAAGGACAUGUGGCACGGUAAAACUGACCAGUUCUCACACAAUUCCAGAAAUAGCAACAUAAAAGGAAGUAUAAAAUUCUAAAAAUUAUCCCACGAUAUGAGGAAAAUCCCCAAUUUAUCAUAGUGGCAUUGAUACUGAAACUUACUGUGGGUAAUAUGCUAGAGUAGAAAAUAAACUGGGGGUAUAUGGUGAGAAAAAUAGGGUUAAAACUCUUCAUACAACCCUUAAUACUCAUCAAAAAAACUGCUAGUGCUUAAGUUGGCCUUGAAAGAACUUUGAAAACAAAUCUCAGGCACUCAAUACAAUCUAUAUAAUAGCAAUAAUUUGUUUUAUUCUAGGGAGAAUUACUGCACUCUUUCAUUUGAAACAUUGGAUAUAUUUAAUAAUUUAUCUAAGAGCAUCUGAUAAUAAUUUAGAAACAUUAUCAUCAUGCAAUUUCAUUUUUCCGCUAGAACAUACUUGUGUUACAUUUUACUUGUGCCAAUUCUACCUUCCUUUGUUUUGCAAGGAAAUGUAUUUGUUUGUAUCCCAGUUCAUUUUGUACUGAAAUCAUUGUUAUAGGUGCAAUAAUUUAGUGUAUUUUUCACAUCUUACUAUGUCAUGUUUUGUUUCUGUGUUCCUGUUUCUUAAGUUAUUCCAUGCAUUUGUUUUGUUGAAAGCACAUAUAAAUAUCUGGUUCACCAUUUUUUUUUUAUUCAUAGCAAAAAAUCUAAGUUAAUUUAACAAAUGCUUCAUAAUUUUUUUAUCAUUAAUCAAAUUAAAACGUUCUUCAGAUCAGAUUUACGAAAUUGAUCAGAAAUUCACUUUUGCUGUUACUGAACAACAAUGGUUUUGGAGUUGUCAAUGCACCUGUAACUAAACAACAAUGGUUUUGGUGUUGUCAAUGCAGCUGUAACUAAACAACAAUGGUUUUGGAGUUGUCAAUGCAGCUGUAACUAAACAACAAUGGUUUUGGUGUUGUCAAUGCAGCUGUAGUUAAACAACAAUGGUUUUGGAGUUGUCAAUGCAGCUGUAACUAAACAACAAUGGUUUUGGUGUUGUCAAUGCAGCUGUAGUUAAACAACAAUGGUUUUGGAGUUGUCAAUGCAGCUGUAACUAAACAACAAUGGUUUUGGAGUUGUCAAUGCAGCUGUAACUAAACAACAAUGGUUUUGGUGUUUUCAAUGCAGCUGUGACUAACCAACAAUGAUUUUGGUGUUGUGAAUGCACCUGUAACUAAACAACAAUGGUUUAGUUGUCAAUGCAGCUGUAACUUAACAACAAUGGUUUUGGUGUUGUCAAUGCAGCUGUAACUAAACAACAAUGGUUUUGGUGUUGUAAAUGCAGCUGUAACUAAACAACAAUGGUUUUGGUGUUGUAAAUGCAGCUGUGACUAAACAACAAUGGUUUUGGUGUUGUCAAUGCCGCUGUAACUAAACAACAAUGGUUUUGAUGUUGUCAAUGCCGCUGUAACUAAACAACAAUGGUUUAGUUGUCAAUGCACCUCUAACUAAACAACAAUGGUUUUGGUGUUGUCAAUGCAGCUGUAACUAAACAACAAUGGUUUUGGUGUUGUCAAUGCUAUACCAAUACCAGUUGCAUAUCAUAGUCUAGUCUUGUUGUUGUAGCUUCCCUUUUUGUUUACACAUUUUUGUUGUUGAUUCCUUGCUGUUUUCAGUUAUUUCCACAUUGUUUCUGUUUCAUUAUCGUUUUUCUUCUUCGUUACAAUUGUGUACAUGUUUGUAUUUUGAUUAACUAAAUUUUCUAGAAUAUAACACGUCACCUUCGUGCAAUAACUCAAUAAUUGCAUAUAGAAAUAGAAGCAAAUAUUUAGUUCUUGCACUAGGGUGAUGAACUGAUUCAGGCCGGAAAGCAAAUUUCAUUUGAAAGUUCUUCUUACUAUUCUAAAUGCAAAUUGUUCAGCAAAAAAAUUACAGCUUUUAUGAUAAACUAAAUUUGAAAGCUUUCAACUUUGAUUUCAGUAUUAGGGUAGUCAUGGAACUGUUUCAUCGCUGAUAUUUCAAAGCACUGUUCAUAAUGUUUCCAAAAUUUUAAGCAGUGUAGCCCAGUUUAAUUUAAGUCAAGUGCAUUUGAGGACUGUCCAGAAAUUGUUUAAUAGUUAAAGAAAAACACUACUCCAGCUUACUUUUCAUAUGGCCGCUUUUUGAUAAAGAUGGCCCCCAUAAUCCAUAGCAUUGAUUGAUGGAGCUUAAAAAAUCUAAUACAUAUAUACAUGUCUAUUUUGUAGUGUACAAUACUCACACUGAUUGUGUCUGGUUUUGCUAUUUCAUGUAAAUGCUUAAGUUAAACAGAUAGUUGCUUUCUGCUAAAGUUUUUUUUUUUCCCCAGGUUUUGUCAUAACUAUUUAGAUUUAUUUUUAAUGUGCAUUCAAUAUGAACUGUGCACUGAUAGAGUUAGAAAACAUAACUGUUAAUGUCAACUUACCGUAAAUGUCGUAUUAAGUGUGCAUGACCUUAUAGGAGGGAGGGGGGGGGUUGGUGUCAGUAUAUGCUGUAUUAUUGAUCACCUGCUCAGGCUGCUGACUUGUUUUAUGUGCCAUUUAAAAGUUUCCUGAAUGUGGAUAAAUGGUUCUUACUAGGAUUCUCAAAAAGGAACUCGCUCAGCACAAAUAAUAGAACAUUUACGGUAUUUAUUUUUAAACAAGCUGCAUUCCAUUUAGUUUAAAAAACGAUUGUAGAGAAAAGCUCUUCAGAGAAAAUUUGCUAAUUGUUGAUAAUUCCAGAAUUUCUAUAUAUUUGUACUGCUCCAAACUGCUAGUUUGCUUGUGUUGUAUGCCACAAAUUAUCAAAAAGCAUUAUUUUUUAUCGAAAAUCCCAAAAUCAUAAUUAAAUUCAUACCACAUUUUUGAUCAGGUGUAUAUGUAUAUAAAUUCCUUGUACAGUUUUCAUAUGUUAUAUACAUUACAACAGUAUUUUAAAAUGUACUUGUAUGUUGUACCUGGUAUUUGAUAACAAUAAAUCUGUUUUUGAUAAAACA